This is a messenger RNA of Miscanthus lutarioriparius, 1329 nucleotides long. NCBI's taxonomy places the organism in Eukaryota, Viridiplantae, Streptophyta, Magnoliopsida, Poales, Poaceae. The record is from the annotation of a GenBank genome assembly.
AUGAGGCCGCACGGGGCGGGGACGGGCGGCGGUGGCGUGGGGAGGCGGAAGGCGGGGGCCGCCGCUGCUGCGGCGAGCCGAGAGUGGAUGGUGGUGCCGGCGUCGGGCCCGGCGCGGGUAGAGGAAGCCGGGAAGCACGCGGUGAUGGCGCGUACGGGGCUUCCUGCGCGCGAUCUCAGGGUGCUCGACCCGUUACUCUCGUACCCGUCCACGAUCCUGGGCCGCGAGCGCGCCAUCGUCGUCAACCUGGAGCGCGUCAAAGCCCUGAUCACAGCCGCGGAGGUGCUGCUUCCAAACAGCAAGGAUCCCGCCUUCGCGCGCUUCGUCCGCGACCUCCAGAGCCGCGUCCUCGCAUCUUCCUCGGAUCAGGCAGCUGAGCUCACUGACAUGGAAGGUGAAUCAUCUGCGGUUGCUUCACCAUUUCCUGUACCAAGUUCAUCCAAAGGACAUGAAGUGGAGAUGACUAAGAAGACUACCGCUGUUGUGCCUGAAAUGACUAGCAGCACCAGUAUGCCCAAUUUAGCUAUUGCAAAAGAUGGAAAUACCAAGGUUUUGCCUUUCGAAUUUCGAGCUCUCGAAGUUUGCCUUGAGUCAGCCUGCAGAUCUUUGGAAGAGGAAACUUCUACUCUGGAGCAAGAGGCAUAUCCAGCAUUGGAUGAGCUGACAUCGAAGAUCAGCACAUUAAACCUUGAACGGGUUAGGCAAAUCAAGAGCCGUCUGGUUGCGAUAUCUGGUCGAGUACAGAAGGUGAGGGAUGAGCUUGAGCAUUUACUGGAUGAUGAAAUGGAUAUGGCUGAAAUGUACUUGACAGAGAAGCUUACUCAACAAGAAUUCAGUGAGGCUUCAUCUAGAGUGGAGGUUGAUGAUCCAUCUCAGACAGAAGAGGAUAGGGAUGAAGAAUAUAGAAGUGAGCCAGAUGGAAGCAAUGGUAGCUUUAUUGGUUAUAAGCCUAAUAUUGAAGAACUGGAGAUGCUUCUAGAGGCUUACUUUGUGCAAAUUGAUGGCACACUUAACAAGCUAUCACAUUUGAGGGAGUACGUUGAUGACACAGAAGAUUAUAUCAAUAUAAUGCUGGACGACAAGCAGAAUCAGCUGCUGCAGAUGGGGGUUAUGCUCUCAACUGCUACUGUUGUCAUUACUGCUGGAGUGGCUGUAGUUGGUCUUUUUGGUAUGAAUAUUGGCAUAUCACUUUACAAUCCAGCAACUGAGGAGGAAACUCGAGCAGCAAACAGGAAAUUUUGGGAAACUACUUUCGGGACCGUUGCUGGCUGCAUGAUUUUAUACAUCAUAGCCAUGGGUUGGGGGAAGAGAAGUGGAUUACUGCAAUGA